Molecule: messenger RNA, 2016 nt
Organism: Misgurnus anguillicaudatus (oriental weatherfish)
Lineage: Eukaryota; Metazoa; Chordata; Actinopteri; Cypriniformes; Cobitidae
Gene: il34
Product: interleukin 34
Biological process (GO): positive regulation of macrophage differentiation; positive regulation of protein phosphorylation; positive regulation of cell population proliferation
Molecular function (GO): macrophage colony-stimulating factor receptor binding
Source: RefSeq, a predicted model, not a curated record
GAUGCAUGGCUCGUUUCUUAUGACUGAUGCGCAUAAUUGGCCUCUGUUGCAAUUACAAAUUUGACAUUAGUUUGUGUGACAAUAUUCUGACUCGUUUAUAAACCGUUGCAGGCUUCAGAAAGGCUCGCUCGUUUGCUGAAGUCCAGAUGAACACGCUGCUUAAAUUCAGCCACCGAUGAGUUAACUCACCAAUCGACCAAAGUGAAAGUAGCGACACAGACGCGCAUUACUCAGCGUGUUCAGCUUUGAGAUGGGCGUUCAUAUGGCGACUCUUAAACCUACAGAGAGGUAACGUAAAGAGGGAGUUUCCGAAUCAUUUGGGUGGACAUUGCAUUGAAAAGCAGCGAGUUUACAACUUCAGUCUUUAUUCUUCACGCCUGCAAGCGUCAGUCAGUGUUCGUGUUUUAGGGUAAACAGUUGCAGUUGCUUAAGUGAAUCGUGCUGAUGUUUCCUGGUGAGAACUCGAGGGUCAUCGCAGCUAAAGUCUUCCUACAAACCUGAAGAACUUAGGAUUUUUCUGGAAUCCAGUGCUUAUUGUUCCAGGGCCCCAUUCCAGGAAAACUGUAGAGACUAAACAGAACCAUGGUCCCGUCCGAAUGUCGUCUCCUUAGGGGGCUAUUGGGUUUUAUUUGUUUAUUAGCAAUGUGCAUAAGUGCAUCGCCGGAUCUCUGCGUAUCUCUGAGAACAGUAAAAGACAGCUUGAACGUAACCUCAAGGAGACGUUAUAUGAAAAUGAACUUUCCUAUUAACUAUACCAUUCAAGUGCAUUACGAAGAGGUGUUCAGGUUACGCAACAUAACCCAAUUGUUGAUGGAAGAGGGUCCACCUGAGCCGAGAGAUCUAGAGGAGCUCUGGCUCCAUACAAGCAAGGAGGGUAUAAAGCGGGUUUUAAGGGUACUGCCAGAGAGACAUCCAACACGCCGCAAAUACCUCUCCAAUCUGGAGGAUCUCUUUAGGGAUUUUGAGGCACUAUAUUACCAAAAGAAUAAAAAAGAUGAGACGAGAGAACUUCCAGAGAGCAUACAAAACAUCUGGGACAAUAUGGGGGAAAAUGGAUGGAGAUCUGUUACACCAAAGUCAAUACUGGAUAACUGUUAUCGGACUAUGCUCUGCCUUUUCAAAGACUGCUUCCAAAAUGAGAACGACAAUAUUAACUAUUGUGAUCCCAACUGGAGAAAAGGGAACCAAACAACCUAGCAGCAGAUCUGAGCGGAUCUAAUCCCGUCUUCACAUUUCUUGUUGUGUUGGUGUAUAUGGGCGUUACGUGGUUAUGUAGUGACACGCAGCAAGUGUGUGUGAGCACCCCUUGUCCUAGUGAAGUCACUGACUGCCUCCACUUGUUUAGCCCAGAUGGAAAACAAGCGGCACCCUUCACAGCACUUGUUGGAAGACUCUCUAUUGACCCCGCAGCUAUUGCUCUCCAUAACUCAAAAAUAUACCUCCAAACCUUCGUCCAUCAACCAACCCACCCACCCACCCGCAAAGUAUGUGUUUGCGUACUUACGCAGUAUUUUGCAAAUAUGUGACCAUGUAUGCACUGCGUGUGUGAUCCACGGAGGACAAAAGCUUUGGCUCUUUGCUGUAGCAUUUUCUAUUGGUCAUUUCAAAGUCAUUGCCACUGUGACUUAUUUUGUUAAGGGAAAUAAAUCUGGCGUUUUUGAUGUAUGCCAAUCCAGUAUGAUGUCCUUAUCACAUAGACAUGUUGAAUUUGUAAGACGUGUAAAUAAUGUUCUUUUGUACGUGUAUCAUUUGCAUGCAAAUGCUGUGCUGACUGCUGGCUUAGUCUGCACUGAAGCUUUUUCUCAGAGGCUCUUUUGUGCUUUACUGCUGGUUCAAUGUUGAGAGAUUGUGCCAAAAUGUCCUAUAUAAAGCUUUUAAAGUGACUGAGUGUGUUUGAAAGCAGAUUUCAUAUGUUUUAUACACAGAUUUUAAUCUAGGUUAUUUAUUUGGAUUCCUGCCACAGAAUGUUCUGGUAACUGUUGUAACAUGGCUCGAAAAAUAAAUCCCUCACUAUCA